UCACAAUUUACAGAAGAACGAGAACAUGUUUUGAUGAGAAAGCACUCAUGAAAUGUUUCUUAUUUAUUGUGGUAUGGAGAAACAAUUCCGACAGUAAAUUAACAUACGUUUUUUGGCACAAACUCAGACGAAAACAUGUUGUCAAGCAGUCGGUUGAACUCAAAACAAAAGCGUUUAUUCUGGAUCAGUUUCAAUACGAAUCACCAUUCGAAGCCUUUUUGUUUGUUUGUCGUUUAUUUAAGGCUUUGUUUUCAUUAUUACUUUUCUUUAACCGUUGCGGUGUAUUCGGCACUGUAAUUAAAUGUAAUUCACUUUGACGUAUUACUGGCAAGAGAAUAUUGGCAUGACUGAUUAGCUCACGUCCCAGGCCAGGACCCUGCCACACUGUAGGACCCUGUAGAGCGGUAGAUUUUUUCCAACUCUUUAGUUUGAAUCAGUGCAGAGCUCAAGGUUCUCUUUUCAUCUGUUUUUUGAAGGAAAACCCCAUUCGUUUUUUAACUGAGAAUAUAAUGAUAAGUCUAACCAAACUAACGUGAAGUAAUUACCACAGAACUAGUCUUGCGGUUUUCAGUUGUGAAGCACGAUACAUAACCAGCAAAGCGGUGCUACCAAACUCAAUGUUAAGGAAGCGUGUAUCAUCAUUUAAGGAUCUCAUGGAUAUACGACGGCAAACGGCAAGGAUGGCGCCUAUUAGAAAAUGUGUUUAGCUUUUCUAUGAGAUUUCGUAGUUUUCUAGAUCUCUUCUGUGUGUCUGCAUAUCUGUAUGAAAACGUGACCCUGCUGAAUACAAAAAAAUUAGUACAAGUGGUUCACGUUCCCCAGAAACUUGCAAAUUGGACAUUUCUUGUUUUUUGAUUUCCAAAGGACGGCUACAAAAUGUUCAAAGGUGCAUAAUGCACGUGCAAAUCUAUUGUAUCUUUCUCGCUGCCGUUGCCGUCGUCUUUGGCGUAAGGUUCCUAUUAUUAAUUAUGCACUGCGCUCAUGGGCUUAGUAAAGGUAUCUCAAGUUUGCUUCGCAGUUUCUAUGGCAAUGUUAGAAAACCUGUGAAUCAUGCUUUUACCUCUGCAUCAUUUUGAGUUAUAUGAUAUACUUUGAGAGUUUGCAAUUGGAGAACGGAUGCGACUCAAACAUUAGAAUUUUACGCUUCUUUAUGCUCUCCAAACCUACCGCGUUUAUCUAAUCCGAUAAUGCUCACUAAAACAUGGAUUAUUUGUUAAGUCGAUGUUAAUUCAUUGCGAUAAUAAUUACGAUUAUUCUUAGGCAAAAUAGAAGGAUUUACGAGGAUCUCCUAUCCUUUGCUUAAUUAAUGCCAGACGAAAUUUAUCCAUUUGUUAUUUAGUCAAGAAACAAUAGACAACGGAAGCUGAAGAAAACACUUCAUGUAGUAUGUAAGCUUGCAUUUCCGUUUAUUACAAUUUUUCUGCCGCACAAUAUUUUUAAUUACAGCCCUCUCCGAUUGCAUGCUUACGUCAACAAGCUCAGUUUAUCUACGGGGCCACGAAAUUGCAGCACUGUUGUGACCCCGCAUGUGCUAGCUUCUCAUGUUGUUGGGCCAAAAAAAUAGCGGCCAUGCACUUGAACUAUGCGUUGUCGCACGAACCGUCCUUUUGUGAGUCGAGGAGGAAUGGGAAGGAGAAACUUACCAUCACUGUGGUCCUGCUAAGCGUGAGAACAAGAUUAUUGAUUGGCGAUAUUCUUAACAUCUGAUCACCAGUGAUUAAUUUAAGGCAAAUUUAAUACUCCUCUAACCUUGUCUCAUUUUCCCAAGAAUUUCAAGAAUUUGCCUCCCAUUUGAGGAAAUUAUCUGCCUAAUACAUUAUGGUUUUUUCCUUUUCAAAAUUUAUUUACAUUUUUUGCUGCCAGUCUCAAUUUUCCAUGUGAUCAAAGCAAAUAUCAUUUAAGCUAUAUGCGACCCCUUCCUUUACAACGGAAAACCUAAAAGCUUCAAGAUCAAUAAAAUUAGUGAUGUUUUUUCAAGCAAUUGUUUUCUCUAAUUACAAAAAGGCAGAAUUAUUUUUGGGAGUUGGUGCCUGUAGCAAGCGGUUCGCAUAAAAAGUUUUGAAUUACCUAUCAUGCAGAUUGCAAUCAACUCAGCCACGUUUUGACAAUCGUUUAGGGCCAUUUCACAGAUGAAACUGCAGCAAUCUUUUGUACCCCAUCAGAGCAUAAUCGGGAUUUAUUACAACACGUUGAGUCAAUAUCAGCGCGCAGACGAAACACAGAUUUUAAAUUCUGCCCUAACAGAUAGCGGUUUUGAACACGUUUAACGAUUGGAGCUUAUCGCCGUUGUACUGUUAAGGUACGUAUAGUGCUUAAUACGUUCGAACAAAAGAAUCUUUCGGUGGACUUAGAGUACUUUAGACAUGUAUUUUAGCAUCGUCAAAUGAAUAAUAAAACCUUUUCUCGGGACGGCUUAAAACACUAAGCCAGUGAAAGAAAGCUGACAUUUUCGAACGAUGCGAAUUGAAAUGUGAUAAAUUUUUUAUGAGAAGUAACUCUGCGGCCGUUCAGUAAGCAAGCAAUCGGUCCAGAUGUUAUCGCCCUGAGUAACCAUCGCUAAAUAGCACGCGAAACUGCAGACUGUGAAGCACUUACACGUUGAUUGCCUUUUACAUAUGAACAGGUAAGAAAACGAAGGACACGUUUCGCUAGAUAGAAGUUAUCGGCUCAUUUUGCGAACCAAGUAUGUCCAAAUUGAAUAGCACUAUCAAAUGUCGAGGGCACACGGACGAAUCUGAAUCUAACUCCAUCCACAUGAUCGUGGGUGUUGAAACUUGGUUCAGUCGUGCGACUUGAAGGCUCUAAAUAGAGUGUCAGAAAUUUUGAUGAAGUGACUUAAUACCGAAUCGGUUAGUAGUAAUGCAACCAAAGCGAACGGUGUGCGCGGUUAAACGGAGUAUAAUUACAAGGAGUCGUGUGUAGCCCACGCACACUAGGGAAAAAAAGGCUAAAAAAGUACGAUGUAAAUAUUGAAUUUUCAACCGAAGAAUAAAACGGUUUUUCGCUUGCUAAAGCUUUCCUUAUUCUUUGCCGCAGAGGUAAGCAACAGUUUCGUAUCACGUCUAUUAACUUAGUUAUUCUCGCACAUCUUUAGGCUAUUAAAUCAUCAAUCAUAUUUAUGAAAAGAAAGUCAAAAAUAAAAAUUUUGGUCUGGUUUUUUUUUUAAUAAGGUCUAACAGUUUUACUGAUCCUUCAACAUUAUUCACGAUUGUUUGCUUUGUCUUAGUUAUUACUUCGCUGGAUUUUCCCGAUGCAUUAUUGACGCAUCAUUAGUGCACCACUAAGUAAGUUUUUGCUUUCCCGUUAUCAUGUCGAGUUUAAAAAAAUUGAGCAGCCUGAAAUAUAUAACAUUAUUGCCCGACUUGUCCGGCUGAGAUAGGGCUGCAAGUGUUGAAAAAAUUAUACAUUUACGUAUAUUAUGUAUUUUUUAUUUUAUUAUUAUUUUUUUAACUUCCUGCAUGCAAGUCCGUGCCGGUUUCCGAGAUACUUAAAACCGGUCGGACCUUCGAUAGUCCCCCAAACACUGAAAGACGUUUUUUUUCUUUUGAAUGCAGCUCCGCUGCAAAUGAAGCAGAUUUUUUUAAUUAACAGUAGACUUAUAAAACUAAUCUGGAAACCCAUUACGAUCUCUUAUUAUUCACUUGAACUCGUGUGGAUUUGAGUAGUUUCAAUUUCAGCGUUUUCACCAUUUCCCAAUCUGCCAUAUACAGUAUAUACAUUGGCACCGGCCAUUAGUGAAAAAUAAACUUAAAAACUAAAAGCUUUGCACAUAAUGUUGGUGUAAAAAAACAAAACAGUUCUCUUUUUUAGUUCCAAGUAAAAACACAAAUUAGUUGUGGCGUCUGGGCUCAAAAGCAGCUGUUUACACGCAAACUGAAAAACUGAGUUAUCAUUCAAAUUCUUAUUAUAGUAAGACAAGCCAUUAUUAAAAGCAUUUUCACUGAUGACUUUUUUUCGUGUAGUCUCAACAUAACACUAAUUUCGCCAAAAGAGGACGAAGAAAUGUAAUCAGCAAAACAGGACAAAGAUUUUGCGUUCGGGUCGAGUUUUUUGAAGAUACGCAAAGAUGGUUUGAAUUUCGGCAUAAAUCAUUUGAAAAGACAGUAUUAGCCCCAAAUGAAACCUGGGUUCAAGGGGCAAUAGUCGAGUGUCGGACGCGUGGGUCUGUGUUUAUUAACACCCAUGGCCAAAUGAAAUUCCUGUUAUUUGGUUUAAUUGUAGUAACCACCGCAGUAUUGGUAAAGAAUUGGUUCAUAAUUGAUGAGAGAAACUGUGGUAAGCCAUGCCACAAUUCUAAGUGAAUAUGGGUGAAAUUUGUUUCCUUUCUUCACGCCGUUUUUAUUUGCGGUAAUACUUGUCUUACCUCAGAGCUGACAAGGCGGCAGCUGAGUCUGGUAGUAAACUGAAAAGCGGCAACCGAAAAUAACAAUUGCUACAAGACAGUAGACCAACAAGAUGUGUAUCCUAUCUUUUCAGAAUACAAUAAAAACAGCUAGCGACGAACCUAUUUCAACCUUUCCCCCCCCCUUGAAGCAAAACUUCAAGUUGUGUCUGAAUGUUACCAUUCAAACAGAUAAACAGCACUUCCAUGCAUUAGUGUUUGUCUCCCCGAUAUUUGCGAAAGUAUCAUUUUCAGUUUUAAGCCAGGGUGCUUUUGGGGGUGAACUGGUUAAUAAAGGACGCUAAUUAUUGAAACUGAAUAUUACAAAUAAAUUUAAACAACGAAUAACCGGCUUUUGAAAAACUUUCAUUGCUUCCUAUAGUCGAUUCACAUGAUGAUUUUCGAUGUUAACAUAUUUUUCACUAGAAAAUUCUGUAAGAUCUCAGCUGAAGCCGCGGAUUUGAGCGAAAAUGAGUUGCGAGUAAUUGUUUCUCUUAAAUAUGUAAAUAAAAACAUCAUCGUGAAUUCACGUAAGCAUCCAACAUUUCUCCACAAGCGACAUUUUGUAGUAAUAAAUAUGAAUGCUUCCUCUUUUACUAUUCCUUUGCGGUUGUUUGUCACAGCCUUGUAAAGUUGACUGUAAUUGUGGUAAAAAGAAAACACAACCAUGAAAUAUUAAAAAUAACUUCCUUGUUCACUAGCUUCACUGUAAGAGUUUGAUCGCAAUUUAUUCUACUUUUACUUUCUGGCUGACUUGAUAAAAAAUACUCAGAAUUUCUUAAACCUCAUGAAGUUUUAGGGAAAGAAAAUGAUUCAAACAGAGAAUACAAUCGAUGCUUGAACUCCAUAAUAAUGUUUUUUUUCACUAAGCUAUUAUUAGUCAUUCUUGUGACCAUACAUGUUUGGGGCAGCUGAUCCUUUAUAGCCAGCCCAGCAGGGUUUUAACACGUUGUAAUGUAAUUUUGGUGAUAGACUGUUUGAAAACGAAAGGCCCCGUAUCAUUGGCCAGUGUUCGCAAACGCACGUUGCGUGCUGCGUUAUUGUGUGUGAAGUCGCGUGAAAAAAUACCGCUGGCUUAGUUACCGGCAAUAAUUUUUUUUUCUGUUAAUGUUCAUGUGUUUAAUACCUUCCUCUGAGACGGGUAUUAAAAUUUUAACCAAUUCCCAAUGGAUUUCUCCGCAGAACAAACACCGACAGCGACAGAAAACAUACAAUUAAGAAACAUCACGUUUACCACUGGCAUGGACGGCAGUCAUCGCCGAACGAACUGUGUCAGUGUACAGCCAGGAAAUUCGUCCACGAACUCCGAUGAAAAGUGCAAGAAUCGUAAGAAGAGUGUUACACGCAAAAUAUCUGCCAGGCUCGACGCGUUUGAUCAGACGAUACUAUCUUUCAGAGAAUGCGACGCUGCUAAGAAAUUUUUCAAGCGGAAAAUAAAGAUGUUGUCUACUUGUGCCUGUGCCAUGGGACUUCUCUCGGUUGUUCUAGCCCUCGUGGAUAUAGAACUCACGAUCCGAGGAACAGACACCAACGAAAAUCUGUCACCAAACGAUUUGCCUGCGAUUUUUGAUAAUCCGUUUAGACUUGCAGCUGUGGUAGUGAAGUCCACGCUGUCGGUUUUAUCGCUAUUGACCUCCAUGACAAUUUAUCGGAUAAACGUGAACGAACUCCACUACUUGGUUGUGAGGAAUAUUUAUCACGAAUCAGAAAAUUUCGUCAUGACUUCACUGUUCCCGAGCUGUUUGCUCGAAGUGGCCGUCUGCCUGUUUCAUGUUCCUCCCCUGUUAGACUACUAUGGCAUGCCUUAUGAACUUCAGCUUUUGGUGUUUUUAAGAUUGUAUCUGAUCGCCAAGUACACGAAAGAACACAACAUGUUUGUGGACAAUCAAGCCACGGCAUUGUUCGCUUCGGUGACUCAAACAGAGAUCUCGUCCAUCUUCCUGGUGAAGGCCUAUUUUUUGAAGUUUCCUUUCAGACUGAUAUUUACAUUUUACUCACUAAACAUUUUCUUGGGAGGAUAUUUUGUCUACGUUAUUGACAGAGCACACAACACGUAUUUGGACACCGUGUGGAUGCUCGUUGUUACCAUGACAACGCUUGGGUUUGGUGACGUUGUUCCAAAGGCAAUAUUGGCUCGCGCUUUUGUGGGGUUUGCAUCGGUGUUGGGAAUAUUCCUGAUGGCACUGUUCAUUAGCGUCGUUCACGAAGCACUUCAACUCAAACAGCAAGAAAAAAGGAUUCUAGCAACAAUGGAAAACGCAGAGCACUUAUCAGAGAAAAAGAAUUUGGCUGCUACCUGCAUCCAAAGCACUUGGAGAUUACGUCACUUUGUAAUGGAGAACGCAGAUGCGCUCAUCUUAGAUGACUGGUUCAAAUCUCAGAAACUUAGACUGCUCCAACACAAGAUGUCAGAAAACAUUCGACGAUGGAGGGUUGUCCGAAGAAGCUGGUCACGAGAUGAUUACUGGAAGAAGUUCUUCUUGAAUGAUGACAUUGCCAUGUUGCUGACUGAUGUUUCGAGGAGCGUGAGUAACGUGGAAUAUCUGCUGCAGAAACAAAUGGGUGGACGACGAAUUAGCCGAAGCUCACUAAAAAGCCUAGGCUCACCGCCGACAAUUUUCGAAGAACAACCACCGAAAUCAUCUCUGGAACCUCCUCAUAUAGAUAAAAACAGAAAAGGCCAGGCAGUGCUUGUUGACUCAUGGCGGCCAUCAAAGACUGGACAAAAACAGAGACCCUCAUCUCUUAACUCAACCAACUCGGAAGAUGGCCAGCCACUCCAACAUCUCUCGUUAACAUACAAUCAAGUGGACAAGCUAUCCACUGGACACAGUAAUCACUCGCCACACUGCAAAUUACUCGACUUUGAUGAGAACAGUCGCACCACCUCUUCGUCCUACCGGUCUAGGUUAGAGAGUGAUCCUAUUGAUCGAGGUGUCAUGCCCGCGGACGCCCUGCAUGUAAAGGUGGAAUCAUUGGAGAAUUCUUUGGAUCAAAUUUACCGCAAAAUGAAAAGUGACCUCAGAGACGUUCGCGACUCGAUAAAGGUGUUGAGCAGACAUUCUGCCGAGUCGUCUUCGACAACAAGUCCUUUACCGUCCAUGGGUUCAAAAAAUAACAUGUACCACUUUCGCUAUCCACAAACUAAGGCUGAGCACAUUGACGUGUGACGAAAUACCAGGAGACAAGUCUUCAGCGACCAGUACAUUUUAUGGAUAAUCCUUUUUUCAGAGGCUUGGUAUCUCAAGCUCUUAAUUUAACCUCAAAGUUUAUGGGAGAAUGUUCACGUUGCUUGAAACUCUCAAGAUUGGUUCGCGUAGAAAACCAGGUUAUUUGACUAUCUUUUGUACGCCAGAUAUCAAUAUUUUUAUCAGAUCCAAAGUUUCCGCUUCCAGAAGCUGCCGCCAGUAAUAUCCUUCGGGAACUGCUGAAAAAGUUCCUCGCAGCAAAUACUGGGUUAAAUACUCCUGUGU
Orbicella faveolata is the source of this 7854-nucleotide messenger RNA. RefSeq lists its product as uncharacterized. Gene Ontology annotation, cellular component: membrane. NCBI's taxonomy places the organism in Eukaryota, Metazoa, Cnidaria, Anthozoa, Scleractinia, Merulinidae. Gene Ontology annotation, biological process: potassium ion transport. The record is from RefSeq and is a predicted model, not a curated record. Gene Ontology annotation, molecular function: small conductance calcium-activated potassium channel activity.